AUGGCUUUCAAUUUUAACCCGCCUUCUACAAGCGGUGGAAGUGGGCAGUCGCCAUUUGCAACUUCCAAUACACCAGCAUCAUCGGGAGGAGGUCUCUUUGGAAGUGCACCAACAUCGACAGCAAACACGGGGUCUUUCAGUUUUGGCGGGUUCAACUCACCAACUACCGCGCCUACAACAUCUACUCAGCAGCAAGGGUUUUUGGCUACUGGUGGUGCAAAAGAUAACAAGCCUGCUGCCUUCAACCCCUUCGGACAGCAGAGUGGCGGUUUGCUCAAUUCUGCGCCCAAGAACCUCUUCGGGUCGAAGACGGACAGCAGUGAUACUACCAAGCCAGCCUUUGGAGGAUUUGGAGGGUUUGGCACGCCAGACAAGUCAUCUACGCCAGCAACAUCCGGCCCAUCUUUGUUUGGCUCUACAACCCCUGCUACCAACAAGCCAUUCGGUCUCGGUACGACUUCGACCACUCCAGCUGGACCUCCUCCGGCCAGCUCAGCCUUUGGCGCAAGUACAGGCGGUGCUGGUGCAGGCCCGGGCAUUUUUGGCACAAAGCCAACUGAAGAUGCGUCCAAGCCUACAUUUUCGCUUGGUAACCCUACCACGGCAGCCUCGUCGACUUCCACAAACCUCUUUGGUGGUCUAUCUGGCGGGUUUUCUUUCCCAAAACCAGCUGCGUCCACGUCCACCGUAACCCCGUCAUUGACUGCUGCUUCUGCUCCCGAACAGAAGGCCUUUUCGCUUGGCCAGCCUACCUCCAACGCAACGAAUACUUCAGCACCGGCAACCUCGCAACUAUCUGCUGCUCCCAUUUCAGGCACCACACAAAGUCUUUUCGGGAAACCAGCAGCUACGGACGCUUCUGGGCCAGCCGCAAAGCCGAGUUUUCCAUCAUUCGGGCAGCCUUCUGCAACACAGACUUCAGGCGCAGCCACGCCUGCUCCUGCCUCAAAGCCUCUCUUCCCAGGGUUCAACCUUGGUGGAACUUCCAGCUCGGCUCCAGUAACCACUUCAGCCACCACGACUGCACCCGCAACUACCGCAAACCUGUUUUCUUUUGGGGCUCCAGCCACCGCGACGACAUCUCAGCCUGCCAGCACUUCUGCCCCUGCGGCAAGCCCUUUCUUUGGCAAGCCGGCGACAGCGACGGCGACAACACAGCCUGCUACUACAUCGGCCCCUGCACCUAGCGCUUUCUCGUUUCCCAAACCGGCAGCACCAUCAACUUCACAACCUGCUGCCGCUAUAACGACGUCUGCUCCGACAGCUGGGACCGCCACUGCGCCGAACCCAUUUCAAGGCACUAUUGGCGGCCAGACAUCAACAACGGGUCCAAUCCCGCCGGCUCAGUCCCGUCUUCGUAAUAAAACCAUGGACGAGAUCCUUACCCGCUGGGCAACUGACAUGUCCCGUUAUUCAAAAGAAUUCAAGGACAACGCAGAGACCAUUGCGCGGUGGGAUCAACUGAUCGUUGACAACUCAUCCAAGAUCGAUAAACUGUACGUGCGCGCUCGAACAUGCGAACGGCAGACCAUGAGUGUGGACAUGCAACUUGCCGCUGUUGAGAACUCACAAGUGGAGUUAGAGUCUUGGUUAAGCAAAUACGAGAGCGAUGUGGAUGAGAUGCUUGCCAAAGAUUCUUCUACUCCUAGUGAGAUGGGCGGACCGGACCAAGAGAGGGAGAGGACGUACAAACUUGCGGAGAAGUUGGGCGAGAGACUAGAGGAGAUGGAGAGAGAUCUGGAAAGUAUGGUCGAUGAAGUCAAUGCGGCAAAUGCGACCCUGAGCAGGAGCGGAAAGGGGGAUGAACCAGUAAGCAGAACUGACCUCCAAUAUCGAUUUUGUGGAGUGUUGGAGCUAACAAGCCUGUGGCAGAUCACACAGAUCGUCAAGAUCCUCAAUUCGCACCUGAUACAGCUCCAAGCUAUCGAUCAAGGAACUCAGGUUUUACAAGAGAAAAUUGCAGGGGCACAAAAGGCGGCAGGCCAACUAGGUUAUCUGAGUGGCUACAAGUCAUCUUCGACAACCGAUGGAAGCAACACUGGUGCAGCCGUCCAGGAUUUCUAUCGGAGUUAUAUGGGGAGGAGAUCAUGA
Molecule: messenger RNA, 2091 nt
Organism: Fonsecaea monophora
Lineage: Eukaryota; Fungi; Ascomycota; Eurotiomycetes; Chaetothyriales; Herpotrichiellaceae
Exons: 1
Coding region: 1-2091 (696 amino acids)
Biological process (GO): RNA export from nucleus; protein import into nucleus
Cellular component (GO): nuclear pore central transport channel; nuclear pore
Molecular function (GO): structural constituent of nuclear pore; phospholipid binding
Source: RefSeq, a predicted model, not a curated record